UCAUUUGCAAAUCCCCAAUUGGAAGAAUUAUUAUCGAGGGAUUCAGAGUGCAGAAUUGCAGAACCCAUAUCAUCAAGACCUAAUAUCUCAAUAUCCCCUAAAGCGCCUGCAAACCCUCCUGCUCCGUCUCCGGCCCGGAACAGAACAUGUUACGUCGAAGGCUACUGCGACAGUAGUAUGGAUGAUUCUGAAUACGUUUUUUCUGCCCUCCAAAGUUGCAACGAUGGAGGCCAUGUCGUAUUCAGAGAAGGAAUCAAUUACACAAUUGGCACCGCCCUUGAUCUGACAUUCUUGAACCAUAUCGAUAUCGGUGAGUUGAUCGAACGGAUCGCAGUCAUACACCUCUCAUUUCUCAAAAAUUGACUUGAUGAACUCUACCAGAGGUUCAAUCUCAGAUUCAAUUCACCAAUGAUACCGACUAUUGGCAAGCCAACUCCUUUCGAUUCGUCUUUCAAAACGUAACGUCAUUCUUCAAACUCGGUGGUAACGAUGUCAAUAUCUACGGAGGCGGUCUUGUCGAUGGAAACGGACAAGUUUGGUACGAUUUGUGCGCCAAAGAUAUUUACAUCUUGCGACCAGUUCUUUUUGGAUUAGAUGGACUUCAUAAUUCGACCAUUAGUAAUUUGUUUUUGAGAUAUUCGCCACAGUACUAUUUUUCAUCGCCAACUCUACGGGUGUGGUGAUUGAUAAUAUUGAUAUUGCUGGGAAAAGUACGAGUGAAAAUGACGCCAAGAAUACGGACGGUGUAAGGUUUUCUGUCUUUUCAGAGUUUCAAUUCCGAGGAACUUGCUAGAUACAAAUAUGGCUUUGCUAACAAUCUAUCUUAGUGGGAUACCUACCGAAGUUCUGGGAUUGUCAUGCAAAAUUCACAUGUUAUAAAUGGAGAUGGUACAUUCAAGAUCCUGCUUCGUUAUCAGGUCACUCACUAACAGUUUUCCGUGCAGACUGUGUCUCUUUCAAGCCCAACAGCACGGACAUAAUCGUCCAACAUAUGUACUGCGUUGGCUCUCAUGGUAUGAGUGUUGGUUCGUUAGGACAGUAUAAGGGAGCCUUUGAUAUUGUUGAAGAUAUCUAUGUUUUCAAUGUCUCAAUGUACAAUGCCAGCGUAAGCCAAUCCCGUUUUGUCCCUAAAACUUACAUCAAGCAACUAAUAUGGCUCUUAGAAUGCUGCUCGCAUCAAAGUCUGGCCAAAUGUAGCAAGCGUAAAAUCUGGAGAUCUCCAAGGAGGUGGAGGAGAUGGCCGGGUGAGAAAAAUCACAUUCGAUACCAUGAUAAUGGGAGAAGUUGACUGCGCUAUACAAGUCAACCAAUGUUACGGAAAUCAGAAGAACUUGACACUUUGUCUUGAGUUUCAAUCACCUUUGACGAUCAAAGACAUCGUUUUCAAGAACUUCCAAGGCACUACGAGCAAAAAAUACCAACCGGAAAUCGCAGCAGUUGCAUGCUCAAGUGAGGCAGCAUGUGCUAAUAUCAGUGCAACGAGCAUCAACGUCAAGAGUCCAAAUGGAACGAAAGAUGCCUAUUGUCUCAACGUGAACGAGACGGCAUUGGAUCUUGGGUUUGGUGGGCCUUAG
Molecule: messenger RNA, 1574 nt
Organism: Hymenoscyphus albidus
Lineage: Eukaryota; Fungi; Ascomycota; Leotiomycetes; Helotiales; Helotiaceae
Source: the annotation of a GenBank genome assembly